Molecule: messenger RNA, 1308 nt
Organism: Pelagomonas calceolata
Lineage: Eukaryota; Pelagophyceae; Pelagomonadales; Pelagomonadaceae
Source: the annotation of a GenBank genome assembly
UUACCAGGCUUCGACGGCGUGCGGAUUCCAACAGCACGCCGUCGCCGUGGCGGCGCGGGAGCUACAGCAGCUCCAGGAGGGCGUCGAGCGCAGCGAUCGGCGCGGGCGCUACAGCAGCUCCACGCGCGUGAUCUCCACCCGCCGCAGGAGCUUGCCGGGGAAGAUCUUCGACGCGCGGCCGUCGCCGAAGGCCUUCGCCGCGCCGCGGAAGGCGUCCUUCUGGGCGCGGUAGAGCGCGGCUGCCCCCGGCACGUCUGUCGAGGGGCCGACGGCGUCCAGGGAAUAUGCGUUGAGCGCGCCGACGGCGGUCACGAGGCCCGACGGAUCGCGGACGACGCGGCCGAACGCCUGGUUCGUCGCGUCCAACGCCUUCGAACCGGCCACGGUCAGUCCGAACGCCUGAGGAGAAUCGCCGCGCUGCCGCGUCAGUAUGCCCGCAGCGUCGUGCGCCACCGCGGACGGCUCUUUUCGCAACUUUGCGGCGAUGGCUUCGGCAUUCCGCGAGAGGACCUCGCCGCCGUCGCGACUCCGCACCAGGAUCUGCUCGCCGCCGAUCGAGCGCGUCUCGACGCCCCGCAGGCGGCGCGCGGCGUAGAUGACGGGCGCGUCGGCGGCGCGCUCGUCGAGGAUGGCCGACGCGUACGUCGGCGCCUCCGCGGCGGCGGGAUCGCCGAGCGCGAAGGCCAAGAAGGUAGCGACGGCCGCCGGCGCACGGCCGAAGAGCUCUACGUCGACGUCGCCGAUCCGCGGCGGCUCGGGAUCCUCCUCACCCUUCGCUCUCACGUAAAACGUGCCGUCCGGCCGCGCGAUGCGCAUCGAGAGGCGCACGGUCGUCGUGGCCGCCGCCGUCCCGUCGAGCGCGGCCUUCUGCGCCGCAAGGACUGCGGAGGUCUCGCGCGAGCUCUGCGUGCGCUGCGUCGACGGCGUCAUCACGGCGGACGGCGCCUGGCCGAGCCGCUCGCUGCGCGCCGCCGCAAAGGUUUCGUCGGCGCUCUCCGUCGGGACGUCGAGGAGCCAGUCGGGCGCCGCGACGGCUGGCGGCGCCAAGGUUGCAGCUAGGGCGCCGCCCAAUGCGCUGCGCCGGCCCACAGCUGCCUUUGGAUAGGUCAUAGCUUUGCUCAAAGGCAUCGAUGCGAUCAGGAUGGUGAGCUGUCGCAUCAUGACUGCAAGUUGGUUGCGUCGCGUGUGCGGCACGAGUGCGCACAAACUCUUCACGAGCGUAUUCCCGAGCAGAUAGUGUUCACCUGCCGUGGCCACGGCCAGCGAUCACCGCCGUCAGCGCGCGCUAGGGCACGUCAAAAACGCGCU